AUGGCACCCGAUGGGGUGACCAGGAUCGGAAACGAGGCGGAUGGCGUCAAUGGCGUUACUCAGUGUCCUAUCAAGCCGGGGGACUCAUAUACGUAUGAGUGGCAGGCGACGCAGUAUGGUCACAGUUGGUAUCAUAGCCAUUACUCCCUGCAGUAUCCGGAUGGCGUCUGGGAUGAGGUACUCCGCCGCCCGCUUUUGAUCCAUGGUCCGACGAGUGCGAAUUGGGAUAUCGACGUCGGCGUGAUCACGAUUUCGGAUUACUUUCACGAAAGUGCAUUCUUACUCUUCAGUGUAAGGCACGUUCCGUCGCCUUGGUAUCCACAUACCCACCUUUUCAAAUACCUGCUGCGUAUUGUAAACACCUCCACGGCCACCCAGUUCCGCCUCGCCAUCGAUAAUCACAUGCUACAGGUUGUCCAGGCUGAUUUCGUCCCCAUUGAGCCUUAUCUGACGGAGUACAUAUCCGCUGGUAUCGGUCAACGCUACACCAUCGUGGUCACUGCAAACCCCAACUCCACCGACCCCUUUCCAAUAGCCCCCUCCAACAACAACUUCUGGAUCCGCACCGUCCCGCUCAAAGGAUGCGGCCAAAUUGCUCCGGAUAUCUUUCCAACCUACGGCAUCCUGCGGUAUAACUCACGCUCCACAUCCAACCCUACCUCUAAGCCCUGGCAAGGCGGCAUCCUAUCCGAAUGUCCAGACGAGCCUGCGGAGAAUAUGCAUCCAAUAGUUCCAUGGACAGUAGGUGGCAAACCGCUGUGGCUGGAUUGGGGGAAUCCGGCGAUUAUAAACCUCGAUAAUCGCACGUGGAAUCCAGAGUAUGACGUUAUCGUGGAGGAUCAUGAUAGCUGGCAAUGGGUGUAUUUCAUCAUUCAAGGAAUAUUCCCCAGGUCAGGUCACAUUACCGUAGCACACCCAAUUCAUCUGCAUGGCCACGACUUUGCAAUCCUCGCUCAAGGUAAAGGCGAAUGGGACACCAUAGACCCCCGGCCGACGCUAAACCUCAAUAAUCCUGUCCGCCGCGAUGUCGCCCUCCUCGACGCGGAUGGUUAUCUCGGGAUCGCGUUCCGCACUGAUAACCCCGGUGUAUGGCUGAUGCACUGCCACAUCGCUUGGCACGCCUCCUCGGGGCUGGCACUGCAGCUGCUGGAGCGUCAAGGUGAGAUCAGGAAGACCAUUAGGAACCCGCAGCAGCUCGAGGAUACUUGCAUGACCUGGAGGGAUUACAGGACGAAUGUGACGAUCUUUCAGGAUGGUAGUGGGGUUUGA
This is a messenger RNA of Tricharina praecox, 1269 nucleotides long. RefSeq names its product multicopper oxidase-domain-containing protein. Gene Ontology annotation, molecular function: copper ion binding; oxidoreductase activity. The transcript is spliced from 10 exons. The record is from RefSeq and is a predicted model, not a curated record. Lineage: Eukaryota; Fungi; Ascomycota; Pezizomycetes; Pezizales; Pyronemataceae. The coding region runs from base 1 to 1269 and encodes 422 amino acids.